AUGGCCGCCGCCACGGCCGCUGCUCUGGCCGCCGACCAAGACGCCCUGCACCCCUCGUGCCUGUCCGCCACCGCCCAGACACGCAUCCUCGUGUGGCGCUCCGAGGUGGCCUCGGCUCUCGACCCGCCCGACUCGCCGCACUCGUCCGCCUCCAGCCCCUCGGUCCCCUCGGCUUCGUCCUCGUCCUCCGCCACCGUCACCACCACGGCCGCUUCCUCCUCCCUCCUGCCCCAGCCCUCGAGGCGUCGCCGCUUCUGGCGCCGCAUCGUCCGCCGCCUCUCCGCUCGCCCCGAUGCCCGACCCGGCGCUCUCGACCCUGCCACCGGGCUCGCGGCCGGGUCCGACGAGGUCGUCCGCACCGCCAUGUACCGCCUCGACGACCCCUUCUUCGAUGAGGUUGCCCUCGGCGAACCCAGCAGCGACGGCGGCCGGGGUGCCCUCAAGGACAAACAGGAGCGCCUACACCGCGCCGCGAGGCUCCUGAUGCACCAAAACGCCAUGGGCGUCCCCGCAACAAUGGCACCAUAG
Hirsutella rhossiliensis is the source of this 528-nucleotide messenger RNA. RefSeq lists its product as uncharacterized. The record is from RefSeq and is a predicted model, not a curated record. The transcript has a single exon. The coding region runs from base 1 to 528 and encodes 175 amino acids. NCBI's taxonomy places the organism in Eukaryota, Fungi, Ascomycota, Sordariomycetes, Hypocreales, Ophiocordycipitaceae.